Nicotiana tabacum (common tobacco) is the source of this 1851-nucleotide messenger RNA. RefSeq lists its product as uncharacterized. Lineage: Eukaryota; Viridiplantae; Streptophyta; Magnoliopsida; Solanales; Solanaceae. The record is from RefSeq and is a predicted model, not a curated record.
UAUUAGGCAUUAACCUCGUCUUCCACAAUUUACAUCACUUUCGUACUGAAAACAAAUUAAAUCUCCAAAUAAUCUCUCUCUUUCAUUUUCUUGAUUCUUGGUUUUCUUCUUCUUGUUGUCUAUUUUCCUAUCAAAUUUAUUUGUCUCUUUUUUUUUAUAAUCAUCAUAAAUGGAAACAAAGGAAAAUGCUGCUGCUGCUACAGUUCAACAUGUAACAAAAGCAUCAUCAGAUCAGCUUCUAAGGAAGUUUGCAGAGAUGGGUUCUGAAUCAGAAGAUAAAGCUUUAGCUAAGAAGGAACUCGGGUUAGCUAAACGCAGGAAAAGAAUACAACCCACUGCCGAUGGGAGCAGCACUACUACUGUUUUGGGUGAGAGGAAGUCCCUUCUACCUCCUGUUGGUUCUCAACGAUCCGUGGCAUUGAUUCGGCGUUUAGGAAUUGGAAAAACUAAGAGUAGAGCUAGGGAUUUCAGGAACAGAUCCUUUUUGGGUACUAUUGAGAAGACAUGGCGCAGAACUGUUGAAGGAGCUUCCAAGGUCUUCAUUGAGAAACAUUACAACCGGCACAGGCGUCUGAUAAGUGAUACGUAUUAGGUAAAGUUGUUAUGCACUUCAAAUGGAAGUUCAUUCCAUUCUGACUUGUUAGAAGGCAAAGAUUUUGCUUUGGCUUCUAAGUAACAUCGACUCACUAUAUUCUUCUGUCCAUGGUAAGAAAUAGUAACUACAUUAUUUAUGUCAGUAACAUAUCUCUCUAACGGUUUUCUGUAUUUCUUAUUUUGUCAAGCUGUUGCUUUUGAUAUGUAAUGUUGCGUUGUUAUUUCAUUCUCUUACUUCCAUGUUUCUGUAAUUUGAUAAGAGAAAAACAAAGAAUGAGAAGUUAUGACAUUGAAUAUUGUCAAUUUUGGUGAAAUUUCAUCCUCGAGUAGAAUGUAUCUGACUUUCACUGAAGGGUUCAUUCUUGAGUAUAUAACAAUUCUGAACUGUUCGGGCCUUUAAUUCCCUCGCCCCGAGCUGUAUAUGUUUGCAGAUGCUCAAAAGGAAAAAGAAAACACUGAAUGUGAUUGUGAGUUAUGGUAAUAAUAUAUCUGCGGGUGAGAUCUGUGUGGAGAAAUAAGUACAGAGAAGCUAACAACAACAGCAAUGAACUAGUCGAGAGAAAAUGAUGAUCCCCAAAUUUAGGGGAUAACAUUUGGAUUCACCUAAAGCAGCUAGAGGGCUUAUAUAACAAUCUGUGUUAGUGGAUCUAGCUAGUACAGAUAGUCCAGAAGCUACAUCUGAGGAAUGAAGAGUAUUAUCGCUUGAUUUCACCACACAUAUAAUGCGCACUGGACCUACAUAAUCCUGUAAACUGUAAUGUCAAGGUGGUUGAAGCGGAAUCUUCACAAUCAUUCAAAGGAAGAAUCACAAUGCUGCCUAUCAGUUUUCAUGAUGCUUAAUUGAAUCCUUGUCUGUUGACUAGCUCAACCAUGUGAAUAGGUGUCAAGUUGACAGGAAGGAGUCUUCUAGCAGUGAAAACAUACUUUGAAAGCUUACCGAGGACCAAAGUGGCGAAAGACUUAACCUAAUCAUGUUAUUCUGAGUACUCGAACAUGGGAAGGAUUGAAGCUACAAAAUAUUUUGCUGUACAUCUUAUGGGCGACUUUCGUAUUGAUUAUCUUUUUGCUUUAUAUCAGUGAUUCAAUAUUCAAGGGAGACUUCUCAUAAUUCCAAGCGAUUGUAGCAGUAAGAAGAAAAAGAAGCUCAUCCCGUCUCCUAUAUCAGUUCAGACCAUGCAACUCGCCAUUUUAGUUCUAUUAGGAUUUUCCUCUUGGUAACUGAUUCAUUCAUUCAAUAUAAUUGGAGCAUUGCUGAUU